AUGGAAACGACCCAAGCCGCCUGCGUGGACACCUCCGAUCUUCUCGCCUGCGUGGACAUCUCCGAUCUUCUCGCUUGCACGGCGGCGAACCUCUUCUGCAUCUCGGAGAUCGACUCGCCAUUCCUCAGCUCCGGGCGGAAUCCUACACGCCAGAUCCUGGGAGUGGAUCGUAAAGUGAGCAAGAUCGAGGGUUGCUCGAACGGGGUAAACCAUACCUUCGAUCAAACACUGGACGUCAUUCUCCCCAGACCGAUGUACGUCGCCGCCCUGCUCGAAGGGGGCGCAGCGUCCUCGUCUAUGCAGGCACGUACGACUGGCUCUGUAACUGGGUCGCGCACCUGCGGUGGGUCGAGCCGCUCGACUGGGAUCGCGGGAAGGAGUUCAAACAAGCGUCUAUGUGGGAAUGGGCCCCAGGGGCAGCAAUACCCAGCUGCUCACUACUUCACGUGCAGCAUGGAGCGCUCGCAGCGCUAACUUCUCCGGCCAGCGGUUCACCUUCUCCAGCGCCUCUACCGGUUCGUCUUUCGGCACCUCAGGUUUCCCAAUACUUCAGCCCUACCCACCACCUACACACAGAAAAGCACUCGCCAGAUGCCCCGCACCCUCAACAGCAGCGUUCGUAAUCCCCUUCAAGGCUUUCAUGAACCUGACUUGCAAGUUUAUUAGGUGGUGCCUGCAGUCAGUUGUGAUGCAAAAGCCUUCAACAUCCCAGGAGCGUAUGUUGAGAAAAGACCUCACGUGAAGAAACCCACAGCUACAGUAUCAACGCAGACCAUCGACGGACAGUGACGCACAUGUCUCGAUCACCUCGAUCACCUCGAUCAACCCGGCUUGAUCGCCGCUAUCAUUUCAUCCCUUACGUGUUCCCGAAACGGAAUCCUAUCCCUUCCUGUUGAUGUCCGAUUCACCUGUUCCUAACGAACACACGAGGAGAUAACAGCACGAUGUGCAGCAUGCAACCUGCAAAGUACUUGCAGGGAUAAAACGAGCCGUUCCAUACACAUGCUAUCUAAAAUGUGUGAAACUUGUUCCAAAGGAGCGUCGACUGGUCUCUUCUGUCCUGCAGUACUUCCUCCGUGUUCGUCCCAUCCGCCCUCCUGGGUUUAGUUCGCUGUUCCUAGUUCCUAGCUCACUCCACUUGCUGAAUCCCCGGCACUGGCGGAGAGCAGGAGGGAGAGAUCAAGGAAGGAAGGACGUUGGUACGACAAGCAGCGGAAGGCAAGGGAGGGCGCAGGCGCGAGUAACAGCAGGAGGAACAGGAAAGAGGGAAA
Messenger RNA from Dacryopinax primogenitus, 1271 nucleotides. RefSeq lists its product as uncharacterized. The transcript has 4 exons. The coding region runs from base 1 to 474 and encodes 157 amino acids. Lineage: Eukaryota; Fungi; Basidiomycota; Dacrymycetes; Dacrymycetales; Dacrymycetaceae. The record is from RefSeq and is a predicted model, not a curated record.